AUGCCACGAGCUAUCAGAGGUGUCCUCGUGGAAUGCGAUCCAUCUAUCAAAUCCAUCGUCGUCAAAAUAGAUGCCGAUUCAUCGCAUGCGUAUAUUGUCGAGGAUUUAGAUGAUGAAACUCUAGUCAUCAAAGAGAAUAUGUUGGGGAUGUUGAAGGCGCGUUUAGAAGAUGCGCUUAAGGAGACGCAGGUUUUGGAUGAUUCGGGCUCUGAGUAG
Sclerotinia sclerotiorum 1980 UF-70 is the source of this 216-nucleotide messenger RNA. RefSeq lists its product as hypothetical. The record is from RefSeq and is a predicted model, not a curated record. The transcript is spliced from 3 exons. Gene Ontology annotation, cellular component: transcription factor TFIIH holo complex; transcription factor TFIIH core complex. Lineage: Eukaryota; Fungi; Ascomycota; Leotiomycetes; Helotiales; Sclerotiniaceae. Bases 1 to 216 code for a protein of 71 amino acids. Gene Ontology annotation, biological process: nucleotide-excision repair, preincision complex assembly; transcription initiation at RNA polymerase II promoter; nucleotide-excision repair.